GCCGCCAUUUUAGUUGCUGUUCCUGGCCUCGCGGCGCUGCCGCCGCUGCUGCUGCCCGAGGAGCGGAGAGCGCGGAGCCGCCGUCCCCGUCCCCGCCCGAAGCCCCCCGCUGCCGCUGGCACGAUGUCCAAACGCCAUCGCCUAGACCUGGGGGACGACUACACCUCCAGCAAGAAGCGCGCCAUGGCUGACGGGAAGGAUCGAGAUCGUGACCGAGAUCGUGAAGAUCGUUCUAAAGACCGUGAGAGGGAUCGUGACAGAGAGAGAGAUCGUGACAGAGAGAGAGACAAGGAAAAAGAUUUCCGUCCUUCAUCUAAUUCUAUGCUUCUUGUUGGUGGUGGAUUACCACCUUUAAAACCAGCAAUACUUCCACAGGGUAUUAAUCCAUUCACAAACCUACCACAUACACCUCGAUACUAUGAAAUCCUAAAGAAACGGCUUCAGCUCCCUGUCUGGGAGUAUAAGGAAAGAUUUACGGAUAUCCUGAUUAGGAACCAGUCUUUUGUGCUGGUUGGAGAGACCGGGUCUGGUAAAACAACACAGAUCCCUCAGUGGUGUGUUGACUACAUGCGAUCUUUACCUGGACCUAAGAGAGGUGUAGCUUGUACCCAGCCUAGGAGAGUAGCUGCAAUGAGUGUGGCACAACGAGUUGCUGAUGAAAUGGAUGUGAUGUUGGGCCAGGAAGUAGGUUACUCUAUUCGAUUUGAAGACUGCAGUAGCGCAAAAACAAUUCUGAAGUAUAUGACUGAUGGUAUGUUACUUCGUGAAGCUAUGAAUGACCCUUUGCUGGAGCGUUAUGGUGUUAUAAUUCUUGACGAGGCCCAUGAAAGAACAUUGGCUACUGAUAUUUUGAUGGGAGUUCUGAAAGAGGUUGUAAGGCAAAGAUCUGACUUGAAGGUUAUAGUUAUGAGUGCUACUCUAGAUGCUGGCAAGUUCCAGAUUUAUUUUGAUAAUUGUCCUCUUCUAACUAUCCCUGGUCGUACCCAUCCUGUGGAGAUUUUCUAUACUCCAGAGCCAGAGAGGGAUUACCUUGAGGCGGCCAUUCGAACAGUAAUACAGAUUCACAUGUGUGAAGAGGAGGAAGGAGAUCUUCUGCUCUUUCUUACUGGACAAGAGGAGAUUGAUGAAGCCUGUAAGAGGAUAAAGCGUGAAAUUGAUGAUUUGGGUCCUGAAGUGGGUGACAUCAAAAUCAUUCCGUUAUAUUCCACGCUUCCCCCACAGCAACAGCAGAGGAUUUUUGAACCUCCUCCUCCUAAAAAACCAAGCGGAGCAAUAGGAAGAAAGGUUGUCGUAUCCACAAAUAUUGCUGAAACAUCAUUAACAAUAGAUGGUGUUGUGUUUGUGAUUGAUCCUGGAUUUGCUAAGCAAAAGGUAUACAAUCCUCGUAUUAGAGUUGAAUCUCUAUUGGUGACAGCGAUCAGCAAAGCAUCUGCUCAGCAGAGAGCUGGCCGUGCUGGUCGUACUAGGCCAGGCAAGUGCUUCAGGCUUUAUACGGAGAAGGCGUACAAAACUGAAAUGCAGGACAACACCUACCCUGAAAUUCUAAGAUCCAACUUGGGAUCUGUGGUGUUACAGCUGAAAAAACUUGGUAUAGAUGACUUGGUGCACUUCGAUUUUAUGGACCCACCAGCUCCUGAAACUCUGAUGAGAGCCCUAGAGCUUUUGAAUUAUCUAGCUGCUUUAAAUGAUGAUGGAGACCUGACUGAAUUGGGAUCCAUGAUGGCUGAAUUUCCACUGGAUCCACAACUGGCUAAAAUGGUUAUUGCAAGUUGUGACUACAACUGUUCUAAUGAGAUCCUAUCUAUUACUGCCAUGUUGUCAGUCCCACAGUGUUUUGUUCGCCCCACGGAAGCCAAGAAAGCAGCAGAUGAAGCCAAGAUGAGGUUUGCCCACAUAGAUGGAGAUCAUUUGACCUUGCUGAAUGUCUACCAUGCUUUCAAACAAAAUCAUGAGUCGGUUCAGUGGUGUUAUGACAACUUCAUUAACUACAGAUCCCUGAUGUCUGCAGACAAUGUACGCCAACAACUGUCACGAAUCAUGGAUAGAUUUAAUUUGCCUCGUAGAAGUACAGACUUUACAAGCAGAGACUAUUAUAUCAAUAUAAGAAAGGCUUUGGUUACUGGGUAUUUUAUGCAGGUUGCGCAUUUGGAGCGAACAGGGCAUUACUUAACAGUGAAAGACAACCAAGUGGUGCAGUUACAUCCUUCCACAGUUCUUGAUCACAAACCUGAAUGGGUACUUUAUAAUGAAUUUGUCCUUACAACAAAGAACUACAUCCGCACAUGUACAGAUAUCAAGCCAGAAUGGUUGGUGAAAAUUGCCCCUCAAUAUUAUGACAUGAGCAAUUUCCCACAGUGUGAAGCAAAGAGACAGUUGGACCGCAUCAUUGCCAAACUUCAGUCCAAGGAAUACUCACAGUACUGAAUUUAUGCUUUGAACUGAAGUUAUUCAGAGGACAACUUUAAAAGAUGACUGAACUCAGAGUUCAAGUUGUGCUCUUCACUUUGGUUCAGUAAUGGCCUUUAUUUGAAAGCUUUUAAAUAUUUUUCUUUACAGUAAAUAUUCCAUUCUGAUUUCAUAAAUUAAACAUUUAUGCCUCCCUUUUGUGUUGACACUGUAGCCCAUACUGGAAAAGCUGAUCAAUGUUUUGCAGUUUAUUGAAAGUAGUUCUAUAUAUAACAAUGUUAUAAGCAUUUCUUUAGAAAUGGUUGAAAAUGCUUCUAAAAUGUGAUUAUCGACCAUGGUAUGCAUGAUCGUUGUAAUUGUUGACAUUCCUUUUAGAAGUUGUGAAAUGUUACAACUUGUGCUUAUGUAGACACAAUCUUCAGCUUCAGUACAGAGGUACUGACUUCAAUAAAGUCUAUUUAUACUAAUUUUGUGCCACAGUACUUCAGUAUUUUUAUUGGUUUUGAUAAAAAAAAUUUGAAGAAUCAUUGUCUCCAAUCUUCAGUUAAACUGCUUAUUUUGUUGACAUCACUUUAGUCUACGAUUUUCAAUGUGUUACAAUUAUCUGUGUAUCACACUUAGUACGGAUAGUGAUAAGUGAGAUAUUACUAUAUAGUGUCUAACAUGAAUUCCCAUGCCUAAUUCUUUAAAUGGUUUAGUGAUUUGUUUUAAAUGGAAAUUUCAUGUAACCUGUUGCAGUUUUGACAGAGCUCUUCCUCUGAACACAUUUUUACAGACUUUCUUGGUCAGAAUUGUAAUAAUGAGAAUGCGUCUUGUUAGUCUUUAUGGACAGCUAAAAGUUACCCUGUUAGGUGGUGGUCAGAUAAGGAUGAUACUACAUUGUUAAAAUGCAAUAAUUCUUAUGAGGUUGGAUUCAGUAGCAUGAGUGAGCUAUAUGACUGACAGACACUCCAGACAUAGUAGUCUUAUAGUGAUAUUAGUGAAAUAAGACUUGACAGCUUUUUCAUAAGAGGAAAGUUGGAACUUGUUGAUCCCAAGUGUAAUUGAAGUGUUCAGUUUGAUUGAAGAUUUUCCCUACUCUGAAACACACAUUAGAUUAACAGUCCUUCCGGCAAAGGAAGGUAGGAGCAACUCUUCCCAGUCUCAGUGCUGUAGCUGAAUUGCUUAUAAUAGUCACUAAUAUUAGGCUAGAUGCUUUUCAUUUUUUCUGCACCCUAGGGCAAAGUUUUAAGUCCUUCUGGCCCUGAGAGUGGAGAACUGAGUUAGUGUCCCUUGCUGGAGAUACUGCUCAGACUGCCUGACCCAAGGACAGUGGAGCUUGAGUACUAACAUUUAGGAUGCUUUAAGUUUUAUAGCAUGUGGCUAAAAAAUAUAUGGAAUAAAGUUUAUUAGGUUUCCCUCCCUCUUUCCAAUUACAAACCUUGAGUCCUUUUUUCUAAAAUGUUAUGGAGGGAGAUUGUGAGAUGACGGGAUACUAUCCCUUAACUGUUGCUUAAUGAAAACUCUUAGCACUGUGAUGGAUAAUGAUGCUAUAUAACAUUGUCUAAAAGUUAAAUAAUUCUUGUGUGUGGAUUCAGCACAAGUAGCAUGAUAAAGUACCAGGUAUUCUGUGAAAUCUUCCCAUCUGAAGAAGUGGGUUGUAGCCCACGAAAGCUUAUGCUCAAAUAAAUGUUAGUCUGUAAGGUGCCACAAGUACUCCUGUUCCAUUCCCUGUAGUGGACUUUACUGCCCCCAUCAGGAUUUCUGGUAAGAGCAUAGAAAAUUCAGGUUGUAUGGGGGGCAGAGGCAGACUGUUUAAAAAGUAAAUGUAAGAUAAAUUGAAAUGCUUUAGAACAAAAUUAAGAUUAAAUAUGUACUUAAAAUGUAGGCAUUAUAAAACAAAAAGCUUAAUUUAUUUUCUCCACUUAUUCACUAACUGGAGUUCUGUCCUCCACGAAACAAAUUCUGCUCUAAAAUAACUUAAAAUGGAAUCCCAUGGUAGAUUUUUAGUCUUGUUAAUUUCCAUAUCACACUUGCUCAGUGCUCAGUUUGCAAGGAAAAUGAUACCGGGGUCACAUUCUCUGCUACUGUUCCAACUACCAUGUACAAUUCAGUGUACAGUGACUGGAGUCUGGCUCUAACUGGCCAGCUGAGAAUUCCCCUAGCAUGGGGAAGCACUCAGCUAGCUACUAUAUAAAGGCAAUUCCUAUGCCAGCGAGCUCUCCCUUGAUGUGGCAGUGUCUCAGUAUUCUGCCAAUUCUCAGUUAGCAUAUGGUCCCAUAGUCAGCUGACACAAGCUAUGGAAGCUUAAGUGCUGCUCUAACUUUAGGGCUGGGACAGCUUGAGAAUUGAGAGAGCAGCUGGUUAUGGAUUCAAGUUGUUGAUAUGAGAGAAGAUGGCUUGUUUUUUUUCUAACUGCCAGACCCACAAACUCAGCUUGGGCCAUGACAGUCAAGCUGGAAUCUUUCAGUCACAUGCAUCAUGACUACUGGGGAUGAAAAUACAGGCCAAAUUAUGUAGUCAGUGACAGCUGUGCAGCUCUGUAGUUUUCCAGUUAAAUUAGUGACACCUGUGAAAAUCACCUCAAGAAAAUAGUGACAUCUGUGCAACGCUGUCUUCUUGAGGUGUCACUGACUUACCUGGAAGACUGCAGGGUUGUACAGCUGUGAGCGAGUACAUAAUUUGGUCUGUAGUAUCUCCACUGCUAGUAGUAGUGAUGUACAAGAUGAAAAGACGGUCCGGGGCUAGCAGUUGGUUUAAAAAAAAAAAAUGCGUUUUCUAACUUGGAAGUAUAACAGUCUUGUUAUGUAAAUCAGUGCCACACCUGAUGCAUAAUGCCACGUAUGCACUUUUUUAGGUUAGAACUGAACUUGAGAACAUUUUUAAAAACUCAAAUGGAAUUUUUCAAUUCCAAGCCAACUUUUUAUCAAAGGUUUUACAGUUGUGUACAUUGUCAACAGAAACAUUCAAUAAUGCUGAAUUUUAUGUUCAGCUAAUUUACUCUCUGCAUUUAAAAAAGCUCACAUGGGUGACAGAUACCAACUAUGCUAAUAAACCAUUUUAGUACAGUUAUAGUGUACUAGGUGUUACUUCUACAAUUGCACAAUAUUUUUCUUCGGUAUAAAUAAGAGUAGCACUGAGGCUACCUUUUUCACCUAAACUCCUUAUUUCAACAUUCUGACAUGAAACAGUUGAAACCACUAUGCACAAUUCUUAAAUUAUUGCAUAAUUCAUACAUAUUUAAAAUACAGAAGUAUAUUUGUUGUGUAAGAACCAUACAAUAAAAGGGAGAGCAAGUUAACAAACACAUGCUAGGGAGGUUGUGGAAUCUCCAUCUCUGGAGAUAUUUAAGAGUAGGUUAGAUAAAUGUCUAUCAGGGAUGGUCCAGACAGUAUUUGGUCCUGCCAUGAGGGCAGGGGACUGGACUCGACCUCUCGAGGUCCCUUCCAGUCCUAGAGUCUAUGAAUCUAUGCUAUUAGCACUCAUCCUAAUACAGGAAGUAAACUAGUCGUUGGCUCCAUAAGAGAGAAUUGGAAAGGAGUGAAAGAGACAUAUUUACUGGAUGUAAUGGUUAGGGAAAGAGAAUUUUCAAUUUCUGACAGGCCACUGCAACAGCAAUAAUGAACCAAUCUUUUUUUGAAUGAAAUACUUUAAGAACACAACUAAGAUAAAUGCGUAAUUAUGCUUAGUGCUUUUUGUAUAUAUAUUUCAAAAUCUUCACCGUUCCCAUUUUGCUAGUAGAAAAACUGAGGGGUAAUAAGGAAAAGAGACUUCCUUGGGUCACACAGCAGGUCAGUGACAGUACUAGGGAAUCAUGUUUGUUUGGUAGUACACCUCUACCCCGAUAUAAUGCAACCCGAUAUAACAUGAAUUUGGAUAUAACGCGGUAAAGCAGCGCUCCGGGGUGGGGUGGGGCUGCGCACUCCAGCAGAUCAAAGCAAGUUCGAUAUAACACAGUUUCACCUAUAAUACAGUAGGAUUUUUUUGGCUCCCGAAGACGGUGUUAUAUCGGGGUAGAGGUGUACUUAUAUUUUAACUAUGAGCAUACAAGGCUCAUUGUCUGCCACUCAGGGAAUGUUAUUAAAAUAGCAUUACCCUAUUGUUCACUAUAACUUUGCUUUUAGUUAUUUCUAACAGAGAAGGCAGCAAACUGAAAGAAAAUAUUAAAUCAGGUAUUAAUAUAUGGCCAAACAGUGGAAAAUGAGUAACUUCUUAAAAUUAAGAAGGCCAGAGGCCAUAACUGACUAAAAUAAUUCAGAGGUUUUUAUGCCAUGUAACAUUGUAUUCAUAUUAAAUAACACCACUAUUCUUCUUAGGAGGCUAGACAGAUCUCUUUUUUCAGUCAGUCGGUUCUGCUGCUUGAUGAGCUGAAAAUAUCACUUCUGAGGAAAUGAAAUGCUCUGCAGAUUUCUGUUGGUGCAUGGAACAAGAGUUUCUGAAUAACGUAAUGCUACUGAGCACUAGUUUGCACCUGGCCAGACUCAGCUGCUUGUUGUCGGGUUGUUUUCCUUCUGCUGUGUUCUCAGCCUGCCAUCAUUUCUUGUAAAUUGGUGGAUAUGUUCUAAACUGCAGCUAGUGUGUUUUUAGAAUACUCAGAAUACAGAAGAGUUGUAUCGCUUAGGAUUAGUUGGUUUAGCUUUUGAAAAAUUACAGCAGCUGAGUUCUUAAUAUGAGAUUUAACCAGUUCCCUUGGAACAAUCGAAGGGAAAGAAGUGCUCUGUUGACUUGUAGAGUGGUUGGUUGAGGAAGGGGAGUUGAGUUGCUUUGUCUGCUUUGGAUUGUAAGUUUUUUGUUUUAUAAUAUGGAUUAGAUAAGGAAAUAGUAAUAGUAGAGAGUAAAUCAAAGGAAUACAUUUUUUGGAUGAGAAGGCGAGCCCCUCACUUUAUAAUAGUGCUUCUGCUUAAUUCCUCAAAGCAGCUAGGGCUAAUGUGGAUCUGUAAUAAGUGUGUUUAACUUUGUGUGGAUGACAAAACUAACUUGUGAUUGGAUGCAUAAAACUACAUUUAGAGAGACACCUGCUAAUGUUAGUGCUUCAUCAUACAGAAGUGACUAGUCGUACUUGCUUUUCCGAUUUCUCUGUACCUUUAUAGCAUUUGUUAAUUUUUCAGUGUAAUAGAAUAAAUUAAAACAGUUCGCACUUGUGAACCUGAAUGUAAAAGUCUGAGUUUUUACUUAUUAAAUUUGUCUGCACAUCUAAAGAACAAUGAUCUGCAGAAAUUUUGCACCUGAAUGUGUUUUUGGUAGCGUGAUGGUGAAUAAUUUUCUUUACGUUCAAAUUGUUUUGGCAUGGGGCAGUUGUUUGCUGUAGAUAUGAAGAUGUGAAAAUGAUCAAUAAUAAACACCACAUCUAAUUAGUAUAGGAUCAACUUCUGUGUGCUUUUCCGCACUUUUUGGAUCAAGUCUAAUUUGAAACUAACACAGCAUAAGUUUGAAACUUGUACUUAAUGUUGUAUAUGCACUGAAGAAAAUUAUUCAGAAGUACUGUAUAACUGAAUAGUGUAAACGGAAUUUGUCUUCUAUUGGAGUGUAAGAUUUUGAAAAGGGAUUUUUUAAAAGUCAUAGAAAAAACUUAGGUGGCAGUCACUACUAAAGGUAAUGUUUAUCUUCUAUUAGAUACAAAUUCAUGACUAAUUUACAGUCACAGAUUGCUACGAUUUCUUUCUUUUUUCAGUUAUUAAAAUAGAAAACCAGUCGUGUGUCAUGACAUCAUAGAAUUACCAGAUAGUGAGAACCCACAUAAAUGGAGUUGGCAAUUUAAAAAUCUUGUUUGUGUGAUGAGUAAAUACUUCAAUUUUCUAUCCUACUGUUUGAGCAGUGAAAGACAAUGCUUUUAAACCUUUUUUAGUCUUAAUCUUAUACCACAGCUUUUAAGGCUUUUGUAGCCUUUUCAAUUUACUUUACAAGGAGUACAGUAUAUCAUAAGAGUAUAGAAAUUACAGAUGGAAAAGAUUUAUGUAGUUAUCUAUAGUUGUCUCCAGUACUACUAGUUCAUUUCAGUAUUCUUUCUUGCAGUUGUCCAAUCAAAUUUUAAAAUGUCUCAAGCGAUACAAAAUGUAAGUACUUUUGAGGUUGAAAUUGGUAGCUUUAAAGCAGUACAAAAGUUUUUUCUUCCUUAUCCCUCUUCCAUGUAAAAUACUUGCAAAAGACAAAGUGUUGUGAUUAUGCAAUACUGCAUUUGAGAUAAGUGGUUAUCAUUGAGGACAUCCUGACUUCCACUAUCAAGAGGUUAAAAGAAAAAUGCUGACAGCUAGUGAAUAACGUUUUCACAACUGCAGUGGUCUGUAAAUAGUUUUGUUCUGACAAUUCUGAGGAGGUUUAAUUUUGUAGUCUCAAUUAAGAUACUAUAGAGCUUCUUAGGUACACUAAAUGUUGGAGGGGCACUGCAAAUUUCACAUGUAUACAUAUGGUUUUAAGUGAUUCUGUAAACAUAUCCCACUUUGCAAAUGGCAGCUAUUCAGUAACUACCAUUGUAUAGAAAAAAAAAUCCUCACAAAUGAAUGCUGAUAAUAAAUAUUUCUUGUGGCCGCAACGGUUUCUUA
This is a messenger RNA of Gopherus flavomarginatus (Mexican gopher tortoise), 8924 nucleotides long. It is a transcript of the gene DHX15, whose product is annotated as DEAH-box helicase 15. Gene Ontology annotation, cellular component: spliceosomal complex; intracellular anatomical structure. The record is from RefSeq and is a predicted model, not a curated record. The coding region runs from base 124 to 2424 and encodes 766 amino acids. Lineage: Eukaryota; Metazoa; Chordata; Testudines; Testudinidae. Gene Ontology annotation, molecular function: RNA helicase activity; RNA binding; ATP binding. The transcript has 14 exons.